Messenger RNA from Paramuricea clavata, 279 nucleotides. The record is from the annotation of a GenBank genome assembly. NCBI's taxonomy places the organism in Eukaryota, Metazoa, Cnidaria, Anthozoa, Malacalcyonacea, Plexauridae.
GACAAGGUUCCUCACGCUGAGGACAAGGUUCCUCACGCUGAGGACAAGGUUCCUCACGUUGAAGACAAGGUUCCUCACGCUGAGGACAAGGUUCCUGGCGCUGAGGUCAAGGUUCCUGGCGCUGAGGACAAGGUUCCUGGCGCUGAGGACAAGGUUCCUGGCGCUGACGACAAGGUUCCUGGCGCUGAGGACAAGGUUCCUGGCGCUGAGGACAAGGUUCCUGGUGCUGAGGACAAGGUUCCUGGCGCUGACGACAAGGUUCCUGGCGCUGAGGACUAG